AUGGAGAACCAAACAGAAGUGAACAAAUUUAUUUUAAUGGGGUUGACUAGUCCCUUCAAUUUUCAGAAUUUGCUAUUUACAGUCUUCCUGCUGUUGUAUCUGGCUACCUUAGUGUGGAAUGGUGCUAUUAUUGUUGUACUUUUAGCUGAACCACACCUUCACACUCCCAUGUAUUUUUUCCUUGGAAAUCUUUCCUGCCUUGACAUCUUCUUCUCCACAGUCACUGUACCCAAGAUGCUGGCUGGAUUUUUUUCAGAGGUACACACAAUAUCUGUCAAGGGCUGCUUGGUCCAGCUGCACUUUUUCCACUUCUUGGGAAGCAGUGAAGUCAUUCUCCUUGGAAUCAUGGCCUACGAUCGCUAUGUUGCCAUAUGCAACCCUUUGCGUUACACUCUCCUCAUGAGAAAAGAGAUCUGUGUCUUAAUGGCAGCAGCUGCCUGGUCCACUGGCUUUUUCCAUGCCUUGAUGCAUGCAGUGGUGACUGCUCACCUUCCCUUCUGUGGACCAAAUCAUGUUGAGCACUUUUUCUGUGACAUCAAGCCUUUGUUGAAACUGGCCUGUGGCAGCACAUAUAUCAAUCUCAUGCUCCUCAGUAUUGUGACCAGUUGUAUUGUUAUGGGCCCUUUUAUCUUCAUACUCCUCUCCUACCUCUACAUUAUUACUUUCCUUCUUUUAAAGGUUAAGUCCUGGAGUAGUUGGCAAAAAGCCUUCUCUACCUGUGGAUCCCACCUAACUGUGGUGGCUUUACUUUAUGUUCCUGUGUUGUUUAAUUACAUGCUUCCCACUGUGGGUACCUCAUCACAACAGGACAUGAUAGUAACCCUCAUAUAUAGCGCAAUUACCCCAGUUUUAAACCCACUUAUAUAUACACUGAGAAAUCAGGAAGUUAAAAUAGCAGUGAAAAAAAUGUGGACAAAAAAAACCAAACUCCCACUUUCUGGUGAAUGGAAAUCUUGA
This is a messenger RNA of Python bivittatus (Burmese python), 957 nucleotides long. RefSeq names its product olfactory receptor 12D3-like. Gene Ontology annotation, biological process: G protein-coupled receptor signaling pathway. Gene Ontology annotation, molecular function: olfactory receptor activity; G protein-coupled receptor activity. The record is from RefSeq and is a predicted model, not a curated record. Gene Ontology annotation, cellular component: membrane. NCBI's taxonomy places the organism in Eukaryota, Metazoa, Chordata, Lepidosauria, Squamata, Pythonidae.